Messenger RNA from Dermatophagoides farinae (American house dust mite), 453 nucleotides. RefSeq lists its product as uncharacterized. The record is from RefSeq and is a predicted model, not a curated record. NCBI's taxonomy places the organism in Eukaryota, Metazoa, Arthropoda, Arachnida, Sarcoptiformes, Pyroglyphidae.
GCAUUCGAAAAGCAAAGAAAAAAGAAUGUCUUCAAUGUUGUUAUUCUUCUGGAUUCUAUUAUCAUUCUCAAAUGUUUUCAUCAACACGCAAGAUUAUUAUUAUGAGCAGAAUUUAAUUAUUCCAUUACGACAAUGUUAUUUGGAUUAUGAAUGUCCAUUUGCCAAUUCCGAAUGUGAAUGGUACGAUCAGGCGAAUCGUCAACGUGUUUGUAAAUGUAUUCGUGGUUUUCGAUGGAAUGGACAACAAUGCAUCCGUUAUAAUAAUGGUGGUAAUCAUCAUGAUGGCUGUUGGGAUGAUUGGAGUUUCAACAAUUGUACACCUUUGAUGACAAUUUCGAUAAUUACAUUGCUUAUUGUUGGAUUGGUUGCUUUAUUUGUCAUUGUUACCUGUAUUAUUGUUAGUUGUGCGAAAAAAUAGAAAAAAAUGAUGUUUUUUUCAAAAUUAUUAAUGAA